AUGAUGGGCGAAAUAAAAUUGUCGAAAUUAACCUUCCUUCGUAUUCCCCUCUUUCCCCCCCUCCUCCUCCUCCUCCUCCACCUCAUCCUCCAUGUUAGAACGUCGAGCAGUUUUCUUCCUCCGUUCGCCUCGACGUUUGACGUCGUUGAAGAAAGCCCACAAGGAACAACCGUAGCCGGCGUCGCAGAAUACCUUAAUCGAAUAGUACUUCUGAACGUUGAGAUGCCUAAUUCUACGACCUUCCAACUCAUGGGGAUGGACCCCUUAACCAAGUCCUUUGUGAUAAAUCCCAAGUCCGGCGAACUACGUAUCGCCGCUCGUGUUGAUCGUGAAAUCAUCUGCAAAGCUGAGGAGCAAUCAGCAGCACGCAGAAAAGAACCGCCUGGAGAUAGCGCCUGUCUACGACCACUGAAUGUGCUCAUAAAGUCUCAAGGAGCAGGUGGAGCCUCGGAGAGCAGUAGGCGUCAACAACUGACUCUCAGAAUCGUCGACAUCAACGACAAUGCACCCAGGUGGCCUGGGAAAAGUGCCCUCGCGGUGAAAUUCGUCGAAGCCUUCGACUCUCCGCCGUCAUACGGCAAGCAGGAGGUGAUCUCAGAGUCGAGAAUUUUGGAGAGGGCCUUUGAUCCCGACGCAGGUUCCAACGGCACCGUUUCCUACGCUCUCAAAGGCUCCGGCGCAGAGAUGUUCCGACUGGAGAACGCUGACUCCGAAAACGGCCGCUUCGACCUCCACACAUUCCACGACGCGUCGGCUCCACUGCGUCUGAGACCCGUGGUGCCGUUGGAUCGGGAGGUGUUUGCCGUCUACAACCUCACUCUAUUCGCCUUCGACUCCGGACAGCCUCAACUCUCCGGCAGCAUUCCCUUGAAUGUCUACGUAACCGAUGUCAACGACCACGCCCCCGUCUUCCACACCUCGUCGUACGGACGCGAUCACAAACAGGGCGACUUGGUGAAAUACGUUCCGCCCCGAGGUCAUCUCAUGGAGACUGCGUCGGUUGGAAGCUUCGUUCUGCAGGUCAAUGCAACCGAUGAUGACGCGGGGGAGAAUGCUAGAAUCAGCUAUUCCAUUGCCCCAAGCGAUGCUGCCUUCGUACAGGCCUACUUCGUUCUUGAUCCGAUUUCCGGUCACCUCACUGUCAAACAGCGUCUGGAUUACGAUCAUGGGCCACGUCGGUUCAAUUUCAAAGGGGCUUGGGUGAGUGAUGAAUACGGGGGCAGGGGAGGGCUACAGCGGCUGGGCUUGCUGCCGCCGAUAGCAUCUCCUCCACAUCGAAAGAGUAAGUGGGGUCUGCAACGCGAUGCAGCUUCCUUCACAAAAAAGGCACUGCCGGAGGUAGCCAAAGUGGGUUGUCCACAGGGCAACAGGAAGUGGACAGGGGCAGGCUGCACGCUAGUCACGGAACACUCGUUGCGUCUCGCUCUCUCCCUUGUGAAUGAUGUUGUCGGUGGUUACGUCGUUUCACCACCCCCUCCCGCCCCCUGCCCCUCAACUUACACACGAAAGGAGGUCUGUUGGUUUUUGUGCACUCCCCAGCCAGUGGCUUCGGAGGAGAAGAUGAGGGACGACUGGUCAUCACCCCCUCGCCCGACACCCAUGUGCACACGGACCACCGCGGGUACUAAAAUUCGCCUUGUAGUUGCUUCCCAAGUGAUCGCAGUCGACGGCGCUCUCGAGCCCUAUCGUCUGACGGGGACAGCGAUUGUGGACAUUGAAUUGACCGACGUAAACGACGAGAAACCGAGCAUAGAAAUUCUCAUCGCCCAAAACGACGUCCACAACCACGGCGUAAUGCCUCAGGUCGCCAGACAGCAGGAACUCGUGGCGUACAUCGAGGAGACGCCUUCGCCAGACAUCGUUGUUGCCUACGUGCAGGUGUGUGAUGCAGAUGAAAACGGAGAAGACCAUGUCAGCUGUCACCUAGGCGCCCGCGAUAAUUUUACCCUGCAAGCCGAGUCGCUCUCUCAGGGUCCGAAAUCCGACCAUUUCGGUUUCGACGGUGGCGCCAUAAGCGAUCAUUCAAACAAAAAAGUCAGCGAAUAUCGAAUUCUGGCGAAGGUUCCCGCGUCCGCCGCGCUCGUCGACCAGCACAACUCCAACUUGCAGGGCUACCUGGACCGCGAGACCACGCCGAGCCAACUCCUCACGGUGACGUGUAUGGACCGCGCUGGGAACGAGGCCAAGCGACAAAUUCGUGUGCACCUACUGGACGUCAACGACAACGCGCCGCGCUUUGUUAACAACAGUCAUUUCAACUUCUCGGUGGCCGAAAACCGCGAGCCAAUGGGCAGCCAGCAGAUCUGGUUGGGUCGAGUGCACGCUGUCGACCCGGAUGUGGGCGAGAAUGCGCGCGUCAGUUACCACCUCGCCUCCGAUCAGCACCACGAUAUCCGUUUUUCGGCCAGUCAUCAGCAGCUGUUUCGUGUGGACGCCGACACGGGCGAUGUGUACGCCCAGGUUAGCCUGGACCGCGAGAACGCGCCAGACAACGGCGUCUACACGAUGUUCGUGCUGGCUGUUGAUCAUGGCACGUCGAAACAGCUGACGGGGACAGCGCGAGUUGACGUGAGCGUGUUGGACGUGAACGACUGGGCCCCGGAAUUCACGCGAGACAUCUACACCUUCGUGGUGUCGGAGGAUGUUGAACUGCGCGAAGUCAUCGGUACGGUGGAGGCGGUGGAUAAGGACGCGACAGCCGGUCCAAACACCAUCACGUACCACCUGAAUAUUCCACGACCGGGGCUCGUGAAGCGCUCUCUGAAGAACGACACCACGGCUCGAGUUAAACGGGACACCCUGAGCCAUCAGCAGCAACAGCAGCAGCCACUGUUCAUGCCGCAUCUGGAACCUUCAAAGAUGCGGGACGACCGUCCUCUUUCCUACUUCUCCAUCGACAGUCGUACCGGCGAGAUCCAUGUGAUUCGGAAACUCGACAGGGAGGCGAACGGGUACUUCACCUUCGAGGUGCUUGCAAUUGACUCGCCACUAGCUGAGUCGUCCCUGACACCACCACCACCGCCAUCGCCACAGCAGCCCCCUUCCAGACGCGGUGCUAGAGGCGAGACGUUCACCGCGACGGCCACCGUUGUCGUGACGCUGACGGACGUGAAUGACAACGCGCCGGAAUUUCGCUAUCCCACCACCUCAAUCCUGCUGCACAUGGCGCUUGGCGAGACUUUGGGCCACAAGAUCCUCACGGUGCAGGCCAUGGACAGGGAUGACGGUGAGAACGCGAGGAUCUCCUACAGCAUCCGCUCCGAAAUCCCCGUCCCGCCGGAUGGGCCUGGUACCGGCAACUUUGCCAUCGACGAAACGAGUGGUCUCGUCUUCCUCACCAGACCCGUUCAAGGACCAGUCAACCAUCGCAUCGUGGUUGAAGCGUGCGACCACGGCGAGGUGCCAAAAUGCACUGCCUCGCCAGGCAUCCAGAUUGCGGUGUCGGAGGACGCCAAAUUAAUUGGUGGGGGUCAGCAACGCGACCGCAAUGGCGUGCUGCCAAACAGCGUCUCGGUGUCGACGUUGGAGAGCGGUGCGGAUCACCGGUUCGGCUACGAGGCCUUGUACGGCCUCAAUGGUGGGCUCUACGACCAGACGGCGCCACAUCGAGUCGAGGUGAUUGCCGCCUGCUUGGUGGUGGUGUUCGGUGUCCUCCUGCUUGCCGCUGUGGUCCUCGCGUGCUUGUUGAAGAAGAAGAAGCCUGGAAGUGCUGGUGGCAUGGAGAGCGGCAACGCCGGCUACGUGUGCACCACCCUGUGGGGCUGCCAGUGGCCGUUCUUCAAGCCACACAGCGGCGCCUCGAAGCAGACUGCGCAGCACUACGUGUCGUCGCAGGCCACCGGCAAUAUCCACCGUUUCUCCGACGCCCAGAGUAUUGAGUCGUCCCUGGCUAAGGGUACCACCAACACCACUACCACCAUGACCGCCAUGACCACCAUCACCACCACCAACACCACCACCAUGUCCUCUUUAACUACCAACUUCACCAAAUUCAUACCCUCGUUCUCUACUGCCACAUCCCUCUCCUUCGACACUACCUCCUCCACCACCUUAUUCACCACAAUCACUUCUUCCUCCACUACCUAUUCUCCCCAUAAACCACCUCCUUUACCACAACCACCCCCUUCCCCCCACCACCACCCUCUCCUCCUCCACCACUGCCUUCUUCACCGAAUCAUCUCCCCCUCCAACACCACCACCUUACGCCGUGUCCUCUCCCCUCCCGUAGGCAUGCUCUCGGCUGACUCUAUCACCAACACAUUGGAUGCUCAUGCGGACGAAGAGAAGAAACCACUAUACUACGACGGACUCGGGAUGCUGGUUCCGGAGAACCUGGGACCACGUGGAGAUGGUCGCGCCCACAUGAUGACCACGUCACCCGCUGGUGUACCCUUCUCACGACGCAUAAGGCACCCCAUUUCCUAUACCACGGCGACAGGGGUCAUGCCGCAGACCGUGGUGUUUUCGGGGAAUGCGACAAUGAGCGGGCAUCCGGGGCAAAAGGUGUACGGCACGCUGCCGGUGGUCUCAACAAUCAUUUCCGACCCGCACGGAGCCAACAACACCCUGCUGGCCAGAUCGGGUUUCCAUGCUCACCACCAGACCGUCGUCAGACCAACCAAAUUUGUGGGCGGCAUGCCACAACCAACGACGCCGCCUUCACCGGAUUACCAGAGUCUGGACCAGCUGGCAAGCCAGAUGCGAAGUGGCCGGAACGAGGUGUGGCAGAAUCAGCCAGCGAUGGAGCUGUUCACGUCCCCACCACCACCACCACCGCCACCGUCCGGGAAACCAUCCAAGCAGUCCUCCAGUUACGGCUGUCUGGCUGAUCCAGUCGAGGCGGCGGGCAGGCGUCAGCGUCCAACGCACAACUACUACGAGAUAAAUCCGCUUAGCGCGGCCGAAGACAAAUUGCCGAUUCGUGCUGGCAGCCAGAAACGCUACCAACGCAGCUCCACCCUCGGUCGUUUGGCCGUGAUGGACGAGAAUGGCGCCUCCCCUGACGCCGACUUCAUGCACCACUCAUCGGCGGGGGUGUUGUCGACUGCGAAUAACGCCAACAGUCGCUCGUACUCCCAGUUGCAGGCUACCAGCUGUUUGGACGAUGGUGGUGACUGCGACAAACCCACGCGGUACACCUACCAGGCGAUUAGAGAGGCCAGUUUUGUGUGA
Mesocestoides corti is the source of this 5172-nucleotide messenger RNA. NCBI's taxonomy places the organism in Eukaryota, Metazoa, Platyhelminthes, Cestoda, Cyclophyllidea, Mesocestoididae. The record is from the annotation of a GenBank genome assembly.